GUCAGACAGGCUGAGAAGAUUGAGUGGGAAGCAGGGGAUGUUGUUACACGGCUGGGAGCGUCGGACCCUGCUACAGACAAGACGUGCAUCUGCUGCCUGGAGGAUUACCAGCCAAACAAUCAGAUAGCAUUGCUACCUUGUGGCCAUGUCUUCCACGAAGAGUGUCUUGCAUGUUGGUCGGUGUCUUCUGCUGCAGCAGGGAGAUGUUGCCCAACUUGCCGCAAGAGCUACAGCAUGGGUGAUGUCUAA
Molecule: messenger RNA, 249 nt
Organism: Symbiodinium necroappetens
Lineage: Eukaryota; Dinophyceae; Suessiales; Symbiodiniaceae
Source: the annotation of a GenBank genome assembly